CGCAAUCCAAGUGCUGGACGACAGGACUUUAGAGGGUAACUGCAAUCACAAAAGUCUCAAAAUCAUACUGGCUGCCAACGUGUUCGGUGUUUUUGUUUUAUUUAUUUAACUUUGGCGUAGUCAUGUUGGCACGCCGAUGUUCCCAAGGCUACUUUCUGCUUUAUGCAUUUUAAUGUUUCCUAAUAUAGACAAAGGAUUUCACAGAGCUUUCACCGUGCUUUUGCAAGAUGCGCACAUGUGCUGGCAGAGAAAGACUGCAACCUAAAGCCCCACAAGGCCUGGCCUGUCUCUUGGAUGAAUCUUCUCUUUAUAACCGUCUGAAAUGCCUUGACCUAACUGCCACCAUAAAAUGGCAGGAUUAGUCUCCUUUGUGGGUUUGCUGGCAAUGGUCAAGACCCACAUGGAUGCCCGUGGCCCUGGCGCAGUGGUUCUGGGGAUGAUCCUGUUGAUAAACAUGAUAGCAGCGGACUCACCUGUUGCAGAUGAGUCUCUGUCAGCCUCUGCACACCAUACUAAUGGAUUUCUUGAAGAUUUAAGUCCAACAAGGCCAUCGCUAUCGCCCUCGCCACCCUUUUUCACUACUGCCUUGGAGAAGGAAAAAAACAUGCCUGGCAUGCAACAACUCAUUCCUCAACCCCGCCAUGAAUCCUUCACUCUAGGUGACUUUGGUGCAAAAGACUCACAGCCUCUUCCUACUCCAGCACUGCAUCCAUCUCAACUUGUUCUGGGAUCCUUUCCACAAUUAGAAGAAUCCAAACUUUCAAGAGCCUGGAAAGUGGCUCAGAUAAAUUCUGCCAAACAAACAGUUCUUUUGCAAACGCCUUCAAUAUCUCAAAUGCAAUUGCAGUUAAAUUCAUCAAGGCCUCCUGCUUUUGAAAGGUCUACAGUGCCACCGCUUAGUUUUACAAAAGAAGAAGCUCAAGUUGUUCGAGGCAGUGAGUCAGAAAAAACACUUAGAACAGUGACCUUACUAGCCAGUGAACCAGGUGAUCCACUGGAUUUCAGUGAUAUUCCAUCAGACGAAGCUUACAUUUUAGAUCAUGUCUCUACAAAGGCUCCAAGUACAAUAAAGCAUGGGAACGAUGUUCGCACAAGUGGUUCCUCAAUGCCAGAGAAUAAACAAGUGAACAUUCUCGCCAAUCCACAUGAGAUUUUAUCCCCAAGCUACCAUGUGCCUUUCAUCGGCCCUUAUCUCAUUUCCUCAUCAUCUGAACCGACCGAUGCUCCACCAGAGGACCUCUACCCCACAAAUAGCAUGGACUUCGACUGGGGAAGUGGAGAUUAUUUGGAGACGAUAGCAUUCAGUCCAGAGGAAGAGGACUACACUCUGGCCACCAAGGUUCCCGACAUUUACGAUCAAGAGGAGAAUAGAGAACAUUACGAUACAGCCUUUCCCUCCAGGGUGGGAACAUCCCUUUCGUCCUUGCGUCAUCUUCAUACCCUGCCGUCUUCAAGCCCGAUGAACAUCUACUCAACACAUUUACUUCUAACAUCAAUAGAACCCUCAUAUACUUCCCCAGUUCACCCCACAAGAGAUUACGUACAAGAGCUUACUCCCACAAUUAUCAGUGAGACAUUAGAAGCAUCAGACAACAUAGACUGGUUGGAUACUUACACUAUUCAACCAACCGAUGCCUUAUUACCUGACAUGAACAGUUUGGAGUAUUACACCACACAGCUGACUAAAGGGAAAUCUGGUUCAGGGAGUGAAGCUGAACAAAGAGGGUAUGUCACUGUGCUCCCGAUCAGUUCUUCAGACAUCACCCCCACCACCAGCAUCACCCGUGAUGUAAAACUGACUGAGAAUGACUCCAAAAGUGAUUUUUCAGGCUCUGAACCUCACAGUGAAACAACUAUCAUAAGAACAACAGAGAUAUUCAAUAGUUCCAAGCCUUUUCUAUACCAUUCCAUCGUCACAACACCCUUUCUUGAUGCCCCCUCCUCCUUAUGGGCCACUCACAAGUCAACUGCAGAUGGGUUUGCAGGUACUCAUACUGUUGGCCUGCACAGCUCUGUAGUUACACUGCCUAGCCCUACAGAUUUUUUGCCAGAUGCUGGAAUGUCUUCCUUCACUCUGACUGAUGUCCAGUGGUUUGUCACAGAGGUCUUCCCACUAAGUACUACACUGCACCCUACUUCAGUUUUCACUGCAACGACAGCUUUCUCCGAUGGUCCUACAGGAAAUCCUUCAUCUGAACAAAUGUUCAAUAUCAGUUCAGUCUCAUCCAAUGGCUCUCUGGCCCCCCCUGUUAUGUUGGGUGAUCAAGGAGUGACAAAAGAUGAAUUUGACAACCCAGCCACAAUGACCUUGAUCCCAACCAACAGUGAAGCUAAUACCAUCUCACCCAUAGCCACAUCUCCAAGUGCCAGCACAAGUUCUCAUCAAACUGUCAACGUUAUCCCUGUCACGGAUGGUGAGUGGCAGACUACAACGCUGACAUCCAGACGGUACCUCUGCAACCUUGAGAAGUCUGAGUAUUUAAUUAAAAUAGGUUUCCCAUCAGGGACCAAAGAUGAAGAUGCCACAUCUCGGAUUGGAGAAAUCCUUAAGCAGGAAUUCAACAAAUCAUUUGAGUUACAGGUUAUAGAGCCACCACCAAAGUUUGUAUUUCGGGUCGUAUCCGAUCCAGUUGUGUACACAGCCAUAUCUGUCAUCAACGCCUUGCGAAGUUCAGGACGCCACUUCCUAUUUAUUUUGCCCGACUGGAUGACACAAGUUAAUAAAUAUCAAGUACACACAGUGUUGCAGUUUGUUCCAGGUCACAUUGAUGUACGGUUUUGCAACUUCAGUGAGCGCAUUGAGCGAGGUUUGACAAUGGCCUUUGCAGAAGUGCGCCAGCGCUCCAAGGCAUCAACCAAUUUCACAGUGCAUAUGAUCAACAUUACCAUGGCAGUUCCUAAAAAUCAGCAACAACUGAGGAAGUAUCCAGUGGAUAUCACCUUCAUUGUGCACAGCCCCCAGGGUUAUCUCAUGGGAUCAGAGGUUAGCAUUGCUCUCAUGAAGCUCACUAAGGUGGAAUUCAGCUAUUACAUGGGCUUCCCUGUCCUGCAGAUUGCCGAGCCAUUUCAUUAUCCAAAGUUAAACACAAGCCAGUCCCUUCGCUCCUCCUGGGUGAGAACAGUUCUCUUGGGAGUGCUGGACAGUGAAGUGGGCCAGAGGACCUUUCAAGCGAACAUCGAGCGCAGGGUGGCCAUGCUGCUUGGGGAAGCCAUGGGAUUAGUCAGACGUGUCAAGAGAGCCACCAACGUUGGCAACAGUAGCGUUCAGGUUGUGAGCAUGAACCGACCUGUAGGUGUGGACCAUCCCCUGGAAGUUGUGUAUUUUGUGGAGCGUCCUGAUGGCCAGAGGGUCCCUGCUGUUGAAAUGGCCAACAUUCUCAACAGCUUGGAUGUCCAAAAGGCCGCCAUCAUCUUGGGCUAUCGUGUUGAGGGUGUUUUAGCACAACCUGUAGAGAAGGUGCCAUUGUCAUCUUCUGACACUGAGAACCCCAAAAUCUGGAUCAUCAUCGGAGUGGUGAUUCCUCUACUGGUGGCCAUUGUCAUUAUUGCCAUCCUCUACUGGAAAUUGUGCCGGUCAGACAAGUUGGAGUUCCAGCCAGAUGCCAUGACGUCCAUCCAGCAGAGACAGAAGUUACAGGCCCCCAGUGUGAAAGGCUUUGACUUUGCUAAGCUGCAUCUCGGCCAGCAGAAUAGAGAUGAUGUCAUGGUGGUCCAAGAAUCCAUCCCAGCGGGGCCUCUGCCCACCUCAGAUAAGGAAGGCCCCAGUUCUUCCCAGAAUGGGGAUGUCCCCACCCCCAAAUCCAAAAACUCUGCCUCCUCCACCAGAGCAUCCCGCAGCUUUCGAAGACGAGAGAGGAUCUCCCCGUCAGACGGCGAUUCCAUGGUGAGUGACCGCUCCAGUGGGCGCGAGUCAACUGAGGAGAACCAGAGAGCCCAGGCCACACCCAGUGACAGCAAGCAGACAAGUAAGAUCCCCAUCAAUGUUUUAAAUGGCAAAAAUAGAAUUGGUCCGCCUCCUACAAAUGGUCUCAAUGAACAGAUGUCAUCCGCUUCCAUAUUUGAACAUGUUGAUCGGAUGUCACGGGCCACAGAUGUAAGCCGAAGACUCCCCAACAAAGUGCAGCUAAUUGCCAUGCAGCCCAUGACGGUCCCACCCCUGAACAGCCACCCUGGUUCUGGCAAAUUGCCCGAUACCAACAAGGAGAUCCAAGUAGCAAUGAGGCAGAAAUCGGAGAUUGAGCAUCAUCGAAACAAGAUCCGCCUGCGUGCCAAGAGGAAGGGCCACUAUGACUUUCCUGCAAUGAAUGACAUAGACCUUGUGGACCCCAAAGACCAGGAUCACAUUUACCAUAAAGCACAGCUGCAAAUGGAUAAGAUUUUAGAUCAAAAUGUGCAGGUUCCCUCAGUCUUCAAGGAACCCCCCAAAAAGUUGGUUGCUCGAGGGAGGCGCUCUCCCAAACAGAGGAUGAAGGGGCAGUCAAAUGGAGGCAUGACAGAUGCAGACAAAGAUCACCUCAUCACCGAAGACACUGACGCUGUUUGUAGGAAGUGUCCUGGGGUCAACAAUGUGGCUUAUGUGUCGGAUCCUGACCAAGCCCCAGGGUUGACCCACAGAAGCCCGUCACCCACCACAGAUGAGGUCUUCCUAGGUCCCGCUUCCUCACCUCCUGGACAUGCCCCUGCCCCGCCCACUUACAUGCCUCCACAGCCUUCCAUCGAAGAGGCGCGGCAGCAAAUGCAUUCGCUGCUGGAUGACGCCUUUGCCCUUGUGUCACCCACUUCCCAGGGCAGUUCCGCUGGAGUGACUCUGCCAGGGGUCAAUGCCAAUACGUCUGACUCCAGUCCUGCGGGCCGUGGCCCCCGACCUUGGGGCCCAUCCUUUCCAGGUUUUGGCCCCUACACUGGUAGAUUCGGCGACCUGAGUGUGUCUCCCCCUCUGGUUCAAGGCUUAAUGCCAAGGCAGGAUCGUGGUCUGACUUACCUUCCCCCAGAAGAGGCACCAGGGCCCGGGGAGCAACUCCAGCUCAACAAUUUUUACUCCAGCAGGGGACUCUACGCAGAUGAGCUGCCUACAUCGGCUCGGCCGCGGCCAGUAGGGAGCACUGCAGGCGCCCACCUUCAUCAACUUACACAGGUUGGCUUGUCCAGCCGUAUGAAUGGUUAUCCCGCCGGGGUCAGAGGCUAUCCAGGACAGAAUGGAGGAAUCAGCUGGAACAACUACCACGAGGACAUUUAUUGCAGAGCACUACCAGAUAACAGUGCAAUUCCCAGAAGUGUCCUCAGGGAGCCGUCAGCUCCUCCCGCCCACUUGGAAGUUGGGGCGGGUUACCCGUCAGCUCCACUCUCACUGGAUGCGAGCCCUCCCACCCAGUCAUCCGCCUCCUUGAUCAAGGCCAUCCGUGAGGAACUUUUGCGCCUGUCGCAGAAACAGAGUUACCAUAGCUGAGGGAGCUCUGACCCCACCUGCUAAUGUGACAAUGCUUCCUGUGGAAGCCCACCGAGAAGCAAAGCAGAGAGAUUGUCCUGCUACACGUCAUUAUUGAGGUGGCUAAUUCAUGUUUCUGGAUGCUCUUUUGGAGAUUUGAAAUUAGCCAGGGGGUGUUUUGAGAAUGAAAUCACCUCCAGUAUGUCACUAUGGGACAGUGUUAUUUACAUGACGAACAGUAUGAGAUCCGGCAUUCACAUCCACAUUAGAUUUAGGUAUUCAGUGUGAUGAUUUUCAUGCACACAUCGUUUUCAAGAACUGGUUAACCUCCAUCUCAUCUGAGCCAUGCUUUGCCUUCAUACUUUGUAGACGUUGAUCUGGCUCCAAAGUGAGGUAACAGUUCACAGCCAGCGAAUCGGUCCAGUCUCAAAGGAGUCUAUAAUACUUUACACACCAUCAACCCAUGAUGCUACCUAUUUCGCUUACCUGACGCAGAAUUAGUCAGAGCUGUUACUCCUGGACCUUUUUGGGCUAUUUGCAUUCGAGUCCUUCAAGUUUUGUAUGUUUUAGUAAUUGUGAUUAGAGAUGUGAAGCUUUGAAAUGCCUUGAAAUCAUCCAUUUUCAAAUGUAGAUCAAACGGAAGAAAAUAUAUUUACUUGGCAACACGUCAUACAUGUGCUCAGUGCUUGGCUUGUGUUUUGCUGCACUGAAUGAAAAUUAGACUACUUGGUAACGCUCAGGUCUGGUGGAUUUAUUAAAAAAAAAAAAAAGAAAGAAAGAAGAAAACAGGAAAAUAGCGGUUGAUUGCGGCUGCUGAAGGUUACACAGACCUGCAAUGCGUUUAUUAAAUCACCAUCUUUAUUUCAUGCAGUAUUUGAUUUUUUUGAUGGCUUUUAAACACAGGGUACUGUAUUUAUAAUUCAUGUCUUGCUUAUGUGCUUGUAAGGAUUUUUAAAAAAAUUGGCCUUGCCUUGUUUUCUGUGCACCAUAAACAGGUUGGAAUACUGGUUUAUUUCCCUUACACAUCAAGAUUAUGUCGGACCUGAAAUUUUAUUCUAUUUAAAUAAAGCAAAACAGUAAAAAGUG
Messenger RNA from Hippocampus comes (tiger tail seahorse), 6511 nucleotides. RefSeq names its product UPF0606 protein KIAA1549. The record is from RefSeq and is a predicted model, not a curated record. Lineage: Eukaryota; Metazoa; Chordata; Actinopteri; Syngnathiformes; Syngnathidae. Bases 350 to 5446 code for a protein of 1698 amino acids. The transcript is spliced from 22 exons.